Molecule: messenger RNA, 366 nt
Organism: Schistosoma mattheei
Lineage: Eukaryota; Metazoa; Platyhelminthes; Trematoda; Strigeidida; Schistosomatidae
Source: the annotation of a GenBank genome assembly
AUGCAUCGCAGUUUUUCAGUAGAAGAAAAUAAUGACCACAAGAGAACUAUUCCCAAUAAUGAUGAUGAUGAAGAAAAACCCACCACUGUACCACAAACAUUACUUAACGACUCUAAUAUUUCAGAUGUUGAAAAGUGUGAUAAAAUGGAUGCUUUAAGAUGUGCACUUGUUAGUUUUGAGUUAGUUGUAACUUUACUCAUUUUCUCUGCUUUUAGAAGGCAUAUACAGGCAGAAAACAGUUGCACGGAUGAUAUUAGGAAUCUAUGCAAUGAAGCUAAAUCGUUGCAAGCAAAAUUAAGAGACAAGAAAUGUUUGAUAAUAAGUCAUUUUCAGAAUGUUGUUUCAAAUCUUGCUGAGGAAAAUUGA